AUCAUAUUUCGCCGCUGCCCAUAUCGAAACAAAGCUGUGUUCCGAGCAUUCGGUGGACGGGCGAAUACUGUACCCGCACUGGUGUCUUUUGUCCUGUCGUAACCGUUUUGGUCGACCGUGUAAAACUAGAUUUCUUGUCACAAAUUGAAUCAUUCGAACACGUACGAUGUCCAAAUCAAUAGCGAACCGUACUUGCGAGACGGCCGGCUGCAACUCGCCAGCCAACUUGCAGUGUCCCACGUGCAUCAAACUCGGCAUUCCUGGUUCCUAUUUCUGCUCUCAGGAAUGUUUUAAAGGAAAUUGGUCUAUUCAUAAGGUUCUUCAUAAAGUUGGUCAAAAUUCAAAUUCAUCUUCUAAUGGUUAUGAACCAUAUAAUCCAUGGCCGGAUUAUGUAUAUACAGGACAAUUGAGACCUCAUAAAAUAUCUCCUGCACGUACUGUUCCUGACCAUAUUCAAAGGCCUGAUUAUGCAGAUCAUCCUGAGGGAAUACCUUUAAGUGAACAAUCAGUUAAGUUAUCAUCACACAUAAAAGUAUUAAAUGAAGAAGAACAAGAACACAUGAGAGUCGCUUGUAAGCUUGGUCGUGAAGUGUUGGAUGAAGUUGCAUCAAUGAUUGGUGUUGGAGUGACAACAGAUGAAAUUGAUAGAAUUGUACAUGAAGCAUGCAUUGAAAGAGAAUGUUAUCCAUCUCCAUUAAAUUAUUAUAAAUAUCCAAAAUCAUGUUGUACUUCUAUUAAUGAAGUUAUAUGCCAUGGAAUACCUGAUUCAAGAGCUUUGAUUGAUGGAGAUAUUUGCAAUGUUGAUGUAACUGUAUGUCAUCGAGGAUAUCAUGGUGAUUUAAAUGAAACAUUUUUAAUUGGCAGUGUAUGUAUAAAUGCUGAAAAAUUAGUAAGUGUUACAUGGGAAUGUUUAGAAAAGGCAAUAAAUGCAGUUCAACCCGGUGAAAAAUAUCGAGAACUUGGGAAUAUUAUUCAAAAGCAUGCUCAAGCCAAUGGAUUUUCGGUUGUAAGAAGCUAUUGUGGUCAUGGUAUUCAUCAACUGUUUCAUACUUCUCCUGGAGUUCCACAUUAUGCUAAAAACAAAGCUGUUGGUGUAAUGAAACCUGGACAUACAUUUACAAUUGAGCCCAUGAUAUCACAAGGUAGUUGGCGUGAUAAGUGUUGGCCAGAUAAUUGGACGGCUGUGACUGUAGAUGGGCUCUUAUCAGCACAAUUUGAACAAACAUUAUUAGUUACUGAUACCGGAGUUGAAGUUUUAACCAAACGUUUGGCUAAUAAUGGAAUACCAUAUUUCAUGGACUAUAUGCUAUAAUACUUCCAUUUCCUUUAUAAAAGGAAUGAAUUUAUAAUAUUAUGUAAAGCA
This is a messenger RNA of Sipha flava (yellow sugarcane aphid), 1363 nucleotides long. Its product is annotated as methionine aminopeptidase 1. The transcript has 9 exons. NCBI's taxonomy places the organism in Eukaryota, Metazoa, Arthropoda, Insecta, Hemiptera, Aphididae. Bases 167 to 1312 code for a protein of 381 amino acids. Gene Ontology annotation, molecular function: metalloaminopeptidase activity. The record is from RefSeq and is a predicted model, not a curated record. Gene Ontology annotation, biological process: proteolysis.